Messenger RNA from Staurois parvus, 2001 nucleotides. The record is from the annotation of a GenBank genome assembly. Lineage: Eukaryota; Metazoa; Chordata; Amphibia; Anura; Ranidae.
GGCACAAGUGCGGAGCAGGAUAAUCGCUUUAGCAACAAACAGAAGAAGCUUUUGAAGCAGUUAAAGUUUGCAGAAUGCUUGGAAAAAAAGGUGGAUAUGAGCAAAGUAAACUUGGAAGUAAUAAAGCCUUGGAUAACAAAGCGUGUAACGGAAAUUCUGGGGUUUGAAGACGAUGUGGUCAUUGACUUUAUUUUCAACCAGCUGGAAGUGAAGAACCCAGACUCUAAAAUGAUGCAAAUUAACCUGACUGGCUUUCUAAACGGCAAAAAUGCCCGAGAAUUCAUGGGAGAGCUAUGGCCACUACUUCUGAGUGCCCAGGAAAAUAUUGCUGGCAUUCCCACAGCAUUCCUUGAACUGAAAAAAGAAGAAAUCAAGCAGAGACAGAUUGAACAAGAGAAGCUUGCAUCUCUAAAGAAGCAAGAUGAUGACAAAGACAGAAGAGACAAAGAUGAUAGAGACAAAAGGGAUCGAUCUAGAACUCCAAGAAGGCGCAAAUCUCGGUCAUCCUCACCACGGAGAAGGUCUCCAAGGAGAGAGAGGAAAAGAAGCCACUCUCAUUCACCAAGACACAAAACUAAAAGUCCAAGUCCUUCUCCAGUUUUUGAGAAAAGGGAGGCAGAAAUUCAAGAACCUGAGCCCUCUCUGAAAGUGAAGGAACCGUCUGUACAAGAGGCAACAUCGUCAAGUGACAUAGUGAAAGCUUCCAAACCAGAUCUUGUGGCAGAUACAAAGGAAACCUCACCUGAGCCAAACUCACGAAAGCUAAAAGAGAAAGAGAGACAUCGUCACAGGUCACGUUCACGCUCCAAAUCAAAAUCUAAGUCUCAUUCGCCUUCCCACUCUAGAACACGAAGGCGUCAUCGAUCAAGAUCUAGGUCUUAUAGCCCGAGGAGAAGACCCAGCCCUCGGCGUAGACCUUCACCAAGGAGGAGGAGUCCUCCUCGCCGCAUGCCGCCACCACCUAGGCACAAGAGGAGUAGGAGUCCAGUCAGGCGAAGGCGACGCUCUUCAGCAUCAGUGUCUGGAAGCAGCAGCUCCUCCUCCUCAUCGCGAUCGCCACCUCCUCCAAAGAAACCACCUAAGAGAAUGUCCUCUAGCCCACCACGCAAGCCUCGCCGUUCCUCCCCAUCUGCAAGUCCUCCAAGAAGGCGCUAUAGGCAAUCUCCUCCACCAAGUCCACCUCCAAAAAGGCAUUCUCCUUCCCCACAGUCCUCUCGCCCAGAAAGUCUCGAGGAUCUAUCUCCAUCACCUCACAGGCAUUCUUCUUCUCAAAGACGGUACUCACCACCCAUUCAAAGGAGGUACUCCCCCUCUCCUCCCCCAAAAAGAAGAACUUCUUCACCACUGCCCCAGCCACCUCCAAAGCGCCGAGUAUCACAGUCUCCUCCUCCUCCUCCAUCAAAGCGCAGAGUAUCACAUUCACCUCCACAGAAACAUAAAGGAUCACCUGGAGGAAAGAGGCAUUCUCCAUCGCUACCCUCUAAACACCGUAAGGGAACUUCUCCUAGCCGGGCAGGGCGAGAAACUCGGUCCCCACCACAGGCUAAACGUUCCUCACCUUCUCCACGUCCACGAGCAGCUCGAAGUUCUGAGAGUCCUCCGACACACAGGAGAGGAGGGUCUUCAUCUCCUCCAAGAAGGCAGCAGUCCCCUUCACCAAGCAGCAGGCCUAUUAGACGCAACUGGUCCCCAGCUCCGGCACCUGCUAAGAAAACCAAGAGCGCCACACCCAGCCCAUCUCCAGCUCAGAACAGCCCUGUCAGUAACUUAAAAAUCACAAUAUUGAUGUACGGUAUUGCUUGGGUGGCGUGCACACACACACCCUCUUUCCCUCCCCCCUCAAAACCUUCAGCUCCCCACCCCCCCCCCCCCCCCCCCCCAUUUUCUUGCUCUAUUUUCUUUUCCUGGGUAGACAGGGUUUUUCCUGCCUCAUCUCACUCAUUCUCCCCAAUCUUUUUGUAUCCAAAAAUUAACAGGUUAUGCAGGGCAAGCCUUAAGUAG